AUGACCACGAUAACCACGGUAGCCCCCUCCCUCAUUCUCGAGGCCAAAUGGAUGCCUCUAGCCGCCCUCGAAACUGUGCAUUAUGCCGACCUCCUCGCUGGAGACGCUCUUGAAACAUCCAAGCUGCUCCGUGCCUGCCAGGGCCAGGGGUUCUUCUACUUAGACCUCGCCGGCACCGAGAGCAACUUCAACGGCGACGAAUUCCUCGCAAGUCUAACACUCCUGCGCACCCAGCAAGCCCAGUACUUCGAUCAGUUCGUUGAUGUCAAAAUGAGUGACUAUCUGGGCCCAUUGGCCAGAAAGGGCUAUCAGCAUUUCACAGACCGCGAGGUCCUCGAGAUCCCCUACGACGCCCUCCAGCCUGGAGAAAUUCCCCCUUCUCCCGAGACCCAGCCCUUGUGCUCCUUUGUAACUGCGUCGCACGCAGUAGCUAAGACCCUCAUUCGGCGCUUAUCGCCCUUUGUCGGCAACGAAGACCGUCGCAAGUACAUGGCGGCCAUCCACGACGAGCGCGACCUGUCCAGGUCGGGCCUCAAGAUGGAGCACAUCCCCGCGGCAGAGAAGCUGAUCGAAGAGAACAGCUCCGAACAGACAGAUGAGGGAUCGGUGACGCUUCACUUCUGCGACGACUCGACGAUAGAAUUCCGGGACCCAGAAACGGGCGAGUGGACGGCGAUCACGCCGCGCAAAGAGUGCGCGGUCGUGAACGUCGCCAAUGCAUUGCAAACUGCCAGCAGGGGGCAGUUUAAGAGUCCUUUACGUCGCACAAGAAGAUCAUCUUCUGGUGUCCAUGGUUAUCAAAGCGUGGCCUAUUAUCUGUGGCCUAGGGUUGACUCGGGGUUGUGUUGCAGCUGA
Molecule: messenger RNA, 855 nt
Organism: Penicillium macrosclerotiorum
Lineage: Eukaryota; Fungi; Ascomycota; Eurotiomycetes; Eurotiales; Aspergillaceae
Exons: 1
Coding region: 1-855 (284 amino acids)
Source: RefSeq, a predicted model, not a curated record